Messenger RNA from Limanda limanda (common dab), 596 nucleotides. Its product is annotated as gamma-crystallin N-B. Bases 1 to 552 code for a protein of 183 amino acids. Lineage: Eukaryota; Metazoa; Chordata; Actinopteri; Pleuronectiformes; Pleuronectidae. The record is from RefSeq and is a predicted model, not a curated record. Gene Ontology annotation, molecular function: structural constituent of eye lens. The transcript has 5 exons. Gene Ontology annotation, biological process: lens development in camera-type eye; visual perception.
AUGUCGCAGUAUUCUGGAAAGAUCACCUUCUACGAGGGGAAGUGCUUCACCGGCAGGAAGCUGGAGGUCAGAGGCGACUGUGAUAACUUCCAGGACCGUGGCUUCAUGAACAGGGUGAACUCCAUCCGAGUGGAGAGCGGCGCCUGGAUCUGCUUCGACCACCCGGACUUUAAGGGCCAGCAGUACAUCCUGGAGCACGGAGAGUACCCAGAGUUCCAGAGGUGGAACUCCCACAACGACCACAUGGGAUCCUGCAAACCCAUCCGCAUGCACGGAGAGCACUAUCGCAUCGAGCUGUUCGAGGGCUGCAACUUCUCCGGUCAGUGCGUGGAGAUCUGCGACGACUGCCCCUUCCUGCAGAGCCGCGGCCUCGCCAAGACCUGCAUCAACUCCGUCAAGGUCUACGGAGACGGAGCCUGGGUGAUGUACGAGGAGCCCAACUUCCGUGGGCGUAUGUACAUCGUGGAGCGCGGCGACUACAACAGCCACAACGAGUGGCAGGCGCAGAACGCCAACGUGCAGUCCAUCCGCAGGGUCGUCAACUACUUCUAAGCCCCGCCCCCCGAGAGCAGCCACUGACGUCAUCGUGUACAAAA